This is a messenger RNA of Rhinocladiella mackenziei CBS 650.93, 1710 nucleotides long. RefSeq lists its product as uncharacterized. Lineage: Eukaryota; Fungi; Ascomycota; Eurotiomycetes; Chaetothyriales; Herpotrichiellaceae. The transcript is spliced from 2 exons. Bases 1 to 1710 code for a protein of 569 amino acids. The record is from RefSeq and is a predicted model, not a curated record. Gene Ontology annotation, molecular function: heme binding; oxidoreductase activity, acting on paired donors, with incorporation or reduction of molecular oxygen; iron ion binding.
AUGGCGGCCUCCAUCUCGCCGUCGGUCAUCAUGACCCAAAUCUCCAGCUAUCUCGGUGCCAACAACGAAACCUCCGACGCUCUUUACCAAUCCCAAGCGGCCGUCAAUGCCAUGGGCACUUACAAAUGGUUCAUUGGCACCGGCAUCUUCGUCCUGGUGACCACCAUCCAGAUCAUCCGAUACAUGUUGAGGGAUCGCCCUCCCCCGGGCCUCAAGCUCAUCCCUGGUCCGAUGAGCACUAUCCCCUACAUCGGCCGUGUCCACGAUGUCGACCCAAAUGCCCCCUGGUUCGCCAUGAAGAAGUUCUGUGACCAAUACAAUGGUAUCUUCCGUUCCACCAUCUGCGGUGAGAUGCACAUCUGGGUCGGUGACGCGAAGAUUGCCUACGAUUUGCUGUGCAAGAAGGCCAGAAUCUACUCCUCUCGACCGAUGGUGCCUGCUGUUCCGGGCAGUGACUCCCAGGGCCAAUACCUCCCGCUUCUCGCCCAUGACGACCACUGGCGCAACCAGCGAAAGUUCGCCCACACCGUCUUGACCCAGGGCUUCAACCAAAAGUACUACGGUUAUGUCAGUCACGAGUGCAAGCGAUUCCUCUAUAAGCUCCUCGCGGAUCCCAAGGAUCACUUUGCCCUGACGGAUCGUUUCUGUGGCCGUAUCAGCGCUCGCCUUGGUUAUGGUAGCCCAGCAUCGGCGGCCGCUCACUGUAAGAACGCGGGUGAAUUCAUUCCUCAGAUUUCUCCUUCCGGCCCCAUUACCAACCUUUUGCCUUUCCUGGGUGGUCUCCCUGAAUGGCUCAACCCCUCCAUUGCCCGGGUCCGUGAACGACGCGAGAAGGAGGAGAAGCUCUGGAAGGGUCUCAUGAAGCAGGUCCGUGCCGAAAUGGAUCAAGGAACUGCUCCCAUCAGCUACGCCCGAACUUACUUUGAGCGCAAGGAAGCAGAAAGUGGCUCCCGAUCCUUCGGUUUCGAUGACCACGAGGCCGCCUACGCGGUUGGUAUGUUGGUCACGGUCGCCAUCUUCACCAUUGGUGGUCCACUCUAUUGCUUCUUCCUCGCCAUGGUCCUCCACCCCGAAUGGCAAGAAAAGGUUCGCAAGGAAUACGAUGAGGUCAUUGGCGACCGUGUCAUUGAAGUUUCGGACUUUCCCGACUUGCCAAUCCUGCGUGCGUGCAUCAAGGAGUGCGUCAGAUGGCGACCGCCAGUUCCAUUGGGUGUCCCACGUCUUCUUGAGGAGGAUGACGAAUGGAACGGCUACUACCUCCCCAAAGGUGCGGUCAUCCACGCGGUCGAUCUCGCCCUGGCCCGUAACCCAGAGCUAUACCCCGACCCAGAGACCUACAAACCCAACCGUUGGCUCGAGAAGGACUACCCAACAUAUAAGGAGCCUCUCACCGAGUAUCCCAGACUGAUGGGUCACCACGGUUUCGGAAUGGGUCGUCGCAUGUGCCCCGGUGUUGAACUCACGGAAGCUGAAACGCUUGUCGCUUGCGGCAGCAUUAUUGGCUGCUUCGAGCUCAAACCAUGCAUGGAUGCCAAUGGUCAACCCCAGUGGCCUGACUCCAAUGCAUUCACUCCCAACUUGAUCGGCGGACCGCUUCCAUUCCAAAUGGAUGUCAAGGUCCGAAGUCCCGAGAAGGCUGUCCGCAUCAAGGCCUGGUAUGAGGAGAGUGUGGCUGACGAGGUUGCUGGCAAGAUUACUGCGGGCUUGUGA